ACACUCCACCCCCACCCCGCCCCCAUGUCACCUCUCUCACAGUCUUUCAUCUUCUCUCCCUCAGUAGGGUUACGCUUCAGUUACCCAAAGGUGGGGACAUUUCCUGAUGCAUUCGCAACACUGAGUAGUUGUUUCAGGAGAACGUUCUGAGCAGCAGGCCAAGAAAGUCAGUGAACACCUGGGCUAGUUGGGCCUCCCUGCCAGGGGAGACACCCCUCCACACCCCUCCCAGCCUCGGAGUCUCCAGGCAGCGCUCUCAGCCUUCUGGCUUCCCCCGACCAUGUCCCUGGCUGAGGCCAUCAGCCUGUGGAAUGAAGGCGUGCUGGCGGCUGACAAGAAAGACUGGAAGGGCGCUCUGGAUGCCUUCGCUGCUGUCCAGGACCCCCACUCCAGAAUUUGCUUCAACAUCGGCUGCAUGCAUACCAUCCUGGAAAACCUGCCAGAGGCGGAGAAGGCCUUUACCAAGAGCAUUAAUCGAGACAAGCACUUGGCGGUGGCUUACUUCCAACGAGGGAUGCUCUACUACCGGACAGAGAAAUACGAUUUGGCUCUUAGAGAUCUGAAAGAGGCCUUGACACAGCUUCGAGGGAACCAGCUGAUAGACUACAAGAUCCUGGGGCUGCAGUUCAAGCUGUUUGCCUGUGAGGUAUUAUAUAACAUCGCAUUCAUGUAUGCCAAAAAGGAGGAAUGGAAAAAGGCUGAAGAAAAUUUAGCAUUGGCUACAAGCAUGAAGUCUGAGCCCAGACAUUCCAAAAUUGACAAAGCCAUGGAAUGUGUCUGGAAGCAGAAGCUGUAUGAGCCGGUGGUGAUCCCUGUGGGCAGGCUGUUUCGACCCAAUGAGAGACAAGUGGCUCAGCUGGCCAAGAAGGAUUAUCUGGGCAAGGCUACGGUGGUGGCAUCUGUGGUGCAUCAAGACAGCUUCUCUGGGUUUGCCCCUCUUCAACCACAGGCAGCUGAGCCUCCACCCAGACCCAAAACCCCAGAGAACUUCAGGGCUCUGGAAGGGGAGGCUCACCGUGUGCUGUUUGGGUUUGUGCCUGAAACAUCGGAGGAGCUCCAGGUCAUGCCAGGGAACAUAGUCUUUGUCCUGAAGAAGGAGAAUGAUAACUGGGCCACGGUCAUGUUCAACGGGCAGAAGGGGCUUGUUCCCUGCAACUACCUGGAACCUGUUGAGCUUCGGAUCCACCCUCAGCAGCAGCCCCAGGAGGGAACCUCUCCAGAAUCUACCAUCCCUGCUCCUCCCAGUUCCAGUGCUCCAAGAAGACCCCACUUGUCACCAGGUCAGAAACCAAAAGACGAGCCAAAGGAAAUAAAGCUCCCUGUGCCCAAGCCCUACACACUCAAGGUGCACUACAAGUACACCGUAGCCAUGGAGACUCAGCCUGGGCUCCCCUACAGCCAGGUAGUGGACAUGGUAGCUAAGAAACUGGAGCUCCUGCUAGCACAUACUAGGCUGAGCUACAAACCUCAGGACAGCAGUGAACUGGUGCCCCUUUCAGAAGAGAGCAUGAAGGCGGCCUGGGGCCACGUGAAAAACUACUGCCUGACAUUGUGGUGUGAGAACACAGUGGGUGACCAGGGCUUUCCAGAUGAACCCAAGGAAAAUGAAAAGUCUCAUGCUAACAACCAGACCAUAGAACCUCAGCUUAAGGAAGGGAGCCAAGUGGUAGCCCUCUUCAGUUAUGCGGCUACCCAACCAGAGGACCUAGAGUUUCUGGAAGGGGAUGAGAUUCUGGUGCUAUCGGAAGUGAAUGAAGAAUGGCUGGAAGGAGAGUGCAAAGGGAAGAUUGGCAUUUUCCCUAAAGCUUUUGUUGAAAAACGUGCAGCUCCUGCAGAGGUCUAG
This is a messenger RNA of Chrysochloris asiatica (Cape golden mole), 1843 nucleotides long. It is a transcript of the gene NCF2, whose product is annotated as neutrophil cytosolic factor 2. Gene Ontology annotation, biological process: phagocytosis; superoxide anion generation; respiratory burst. Lineage: Eukaryota; Metazoa; Chordata; Mammalia; Afrosoricida; Chrysochloridae. Gene Ontology annotation, cellular component: NADPH oxidase complex. The coding region runs from base 281 to 1843 and encodes 520 amino acids. The transcript is spliced from 15 exons. Gene Ontology annotation, molecular function: protein binding; superoxide-generating NADPH oxidase activator activity. The record is from RefSeq and is a predicted model, not a curated record.